UGUCAUAAAUAGUGACCCAUGGGUGAUGCCUCUAGGACUGGGCUUGUCUGAGGGGUGGAUGCUGCUGGCUCUGCCUGUCAUCACUCCAGGACAGCCAUGUGUGUGGGGAAGUGCAGCCGGAUCGUUGGCCCCUGCCUGCUGGUGCUGGGCACGCUCUCCAUGGCAGCCAGCAUCCUGCUGCUCUUCCCUGCUGGAGCAUCCAAGUACCUGCUGGAGGGGCACAUCAGCAGCCACGCCAAGGCCGUGCCGGGCGUCUGGGGCGGUGGCAUCGCCGUGAGUACUGUGGGAUGUACCCGUCCUUCCUCCCGGGUCUGCAGCAGGGACAGAGGGAUGGAGCAGGGCAGGUGGCUCCCCUUUGUCCCCCAGCUGUGUUUUUGUCCCUGCAGGUGCUGCUGGCAGGGACCCACAUCACGGCGCUGGGCUGGCAGUGCUCUGGCUGCGGCACCCGCACCAACGCGUUCAUCUCCGUGGUGCUCUCCAAGCUGGCGCUCCUGGGCGCUGCCGCCUGCUUCGUCCUCUCUGGGGUGGGACUGACCAACGGCCCCCUCUGCUUCUACAACACCACCGAGCUCGGCCUCAGGCACGGAGCCCUCUGGGGUUACCCCUUCCUGGAUGCCAUCGACCAGGGGCCUGAUGCCAGGGCUGAGAACUACCUGUACAGUCGGAGAACCUGGAAUAUCUGCAUGGAGCCUGAGGGCAUCGUGAGCUGGCACGUUGUCCUGUUCUCCCUCCUGCUGCUCAUCAGCGUGGCUGAGAUGGUGCUGGCCUUGCUCCAGAUCCUCAAUGGCUGCCUCGGCUGCCUCUGUGGCUUCUGCGAGGGGAAGUAAGGCCUGGUGGCUGUGCCAGGAGCUCGGAGGAGGGGUCACCCCGGGUGUCACUUGGCUGCUGGCACACGCCGUGGAGGGGGCACGGCAGGCGCUGUCCCACCAGCCCGGUGCAGAGCCCUGUGAGAGAUGGACAGAGCCCGGUGGGGACGGACACCCCAGGUGUUGAAGCAGCGCGUGGGGCCGAUGUGCCAAGGGCUGCUCCUGUGCAGAUGCCCCGGCCCGGGCCAUAUCCCUUCGCUUGGGGCUGGCGGCUCUUUUGGGGUUGGAAACUGGCCUGGUAAGGGAUGGAGGUGAGGACCUGGCUUCCAGCAUCCUGACAUGAGCCCAGCAGCUGCCUCAGCCACUCGUUGUGAUACUGAAAUGAGGCAGAGAACCAAUUUUGUCACACAAUUUGAAGCAUUGGAAAGCAGGCGUUGUUUAUCACAGAGCUGGACACACGCAGGAUAUCCCCUCUAAUUGAAUGUUUGUCGUGAAACUGCACAACAGGGUGUUCAUUCCAUCACGAUCAGACAUACUCACUACAAGAGACAUCUUAGAGAAUACAUUAACAUCGAAUUAAUUUACAUGCCCCCACCCCUUCCUGGAAGUCCUUUUGUGGUCCUAGAGGGUUGUCUAAAGGGGUCUCUGGUGGUUGUACUCACUGAGUGCCCCAAUAUUGUGACCUUGCCUUGAACUUCUCUCAGGGCAUGAGCUGUUGUUUGUUGUUACGUAACUUUACACAGAAGUCACUAUGUUCCUCAUUACCUGUUUCUCCACUGGUUCCAGCUACCUUUAGCAUCCUGUGUGUCUGCUUUUACACCCUCUUAUCUAAUUUGCUAGUUAGUCUUUUAAGUUCUGUUUUGCAAAUUCAAGGGAACUGAAAAUUUAUAUUCUCUGUGUUGUCUGUCACUUGUCAGCUUCCACUCACCCUGGUGCAAAAUGAGGCAUGGUCCUGUCACAGACUGAAGAGCUGGACACUGUUGUUAAUCGAUUCACACUUAGGGCAGUUGAGCUGGUGUUUGUCACCUGUACAGGGCAGGAGAGGUGAGGGAGACCAAAGGAGCUGAGCUGGGGCACUUGGAUGGAGUCA
This is a messenger RNA of Corvus hawaiiensis (hawaiian crow), 1896 nucleotides long. RefSeq names its product transmembrane 4 L six family member 19 (gene TM4SF19). The coding region runs from base 288 to 827 and encodes 179 amino acids. The transcript is spliced from 4 exons. The record is from RefSeq and is a predicted model, not a curated record. Gene Ontology annotation, cellular component: membrane. Lineage: Eukaryota; Metazoa; Chordata; Aves; Passeriformes; Corvidae.